AAAUAAAAAAAGAGAGUAAAAGAGGCCACAAACAAGUCAGUAUCCCACGUGCAUCUGGGAACUCGACCCCUCUCUCUGCCACAACCCUCUCCUCUUUCUCCUUCUUCAUUUCUUCCAUUUCUCUCUCUCUCUCUCUCUCUCUCUCAAAAGAAGAGACACAAAUAAUACUGAAAGCUCAAAGCUUUCCCAUCUCUCACACACAGAAACAGAGCCCAACUUAAAAGAAAAAAAAAACAGAGGAAGUAAGUUUUGGUCUGGUCAGAGCAAUGGUGGAAGUGAAAGAUCAAGACAUGGGUGAUGGGAUGCAAUGUAUAAACCAUCCAUUUACUAAAAACCCAGGUGGGAUCUGUGCUUUUUGUCUCCAAGAAAAGCUUGGGAAGCUCGUCACUUCAUCUUUCCCACUCCCUAAACACCUCGCUUCCUCUUCUUCUUCUUCAUCUCCUUCCUUCAGAUCUGACUCUGUAGGUAGCACAACCACUGCCUCCGCCUCAAAUCUUUCAGCUUCUCUCUCUCUUUCCGUUUCCGGAGCUAGAAAUGUCGCAAACAACAACAACAAGCUUCCAUUUUUGCUGGCUAAGAAGAAGAAGAAGAUGCUUACAACAGCUUCUUCCUCCACUACGGCGAAUAUAGUCUACAAGAGAAGUCAAUCAACGAGGACGACGAAGACAUCGUACGGCGAUUCAGAUUUGAGCCCUAGAAAGAGGAAUGGGUUUUGGUCUUUUCUUCAUCUCUACUCUUCAAAACACCAUAGUAGCAGCAAAAAAGUUGGAAGCUUUAACCAACCCUCAAGCCAGAACGAAACGAAAACAGAGUUGACAGAGUCUACGACAGUGGGAUCUUCUUCGUCUUCUUCCUCAGCUUCUUCUUCGAUGUCAAAGAGAGCAGGGAAUGGAGUUGGUGGGAGUAGUGGUAACAGAAACGGCAUUGAUGUGAUUGUAGAAGAAGAUGGGAGCCCUAACAUUGAAGUCACACCAAGUGAGAGGAAAGUGUCAAGAUCUAGAUCUGUUGGUUGUGGAAGCAAAAGCUUCUCUGGUGAUUUCUUUGAGAGGAUUACAAAUGGGUUUGGAGAUUGUACUUUGAGAAGAGUUGAGUCACAGAGAGAAGGUAAUAAUAACAAAGCCAAGGUUAGUAACAGUAGUAGUAAUAGUAACCCUAGUAAUGGUGUGAGGGAGAUGGUGAGAUGUGGUGGGAUCUUUGGUGGGUUUAUGAUAAUGACAUCAUCAUCGUCUUCUUCAUCUUCAUCGUCAUGGGUAUCAUCAUCAUCUGCUGAACAUCAUCACCAACAUCAACAUCAUCAUCAUCAUCAUAAUCAUAACAUGGGUCAUGGUGGAGGAAGGAACAGAAGCUGGGGUUGGGCAUUUGCAAGUCCAAUGAGAGCUUUCACUUCUUCUUCCUCUGGUAAAAGAGGUCGUACAAUUUCAGAUUCUACAACAAGCAAGAACACAACUCCAAACUUGGGUGCAAUUCCUUCUUUGUUAGCCGUGAGUAGCUGAGUAAUAAAACUUUAAUCUUUGUGUUCCAAUAAGUGCUUUUUUAUUAAUCUUUGAAACAAGAAGAAUACAGUAAUAAUUAAUUAGUUAUCUUUUUAAUCAAUGUGUUUAUUAUCUUUUUAGGUGUUCUUGAAACAUUUGUUGAUGAGUUUUUGAUAAUCCUAAUAGUAUUGUAAUGUUACACUACUCUCCCUUCUAUGUUCAUCAUCA
Molecule: messenger RNA, 1700 nt
Organism: Camelina sativa (false flax)
Lineage: Eukaryota; Viridiplantae; Streptophyta; Magnoliopsida; Brassicales; Brassicaceae
Source: RefSeq, a predicted model, not a curated record